AUGGUGCUUCUGGCCGCACACUAUAUCUCCGGCAGCUUCGCUGACAUACGUGCGGAUUGCUGCGAGGACAGUUUGAUUAACGCGUUCCGCCACGCUCGCCUGAGGAAUCGGAUCACGGCCGAUGAAGUGGCUUUGGACAAGGCCUUCAACCUGACAUACUUGGACAUGUGGUCGAGGACUAUUAGCAUGACCACAUUCUCACCUCGUGUCCUAGGAUGUGGACCCAGAAAGUCGAGGUACCACACCCUGCGACAUAUGCCUUCACCUACACAGCCAUCCGGGGCCAGUAAUAAUACUGCCACACCUCCGUGCAUUGCCACAUCGCUGUCGUGUGCCUGCUGGAUCAACGUCUUCGUCAGGUCCUCUGGAAUCCACAGUUUCCACUGGAACUCCUCCAGCUCUGGUCGGUUAAAUUGCGUGCGCCUAAGCAAUAAACCUCGUCCUCGAAGGCUGUGGUCUCGAACUCCAAGAAGUCUAUAGCUUCUACGUCGAACGAAAGAGACAGCAUAUCCGCGACGACGUUAUUCCCCUUUCGAUGCUCUAUUCCAAAGUCAUAAGCCUGCAGAGCUAGAGACCACUUCGCUAGCCUACCAUCCAGUACUUUAAACCUCAUCAGCCAC
This is a messenger RNA of Drosophila obscura, 620 nucleotides long. RefSeq lists its product as uncharacterized. The record is from RefSeq and is a predicted model, not a curated record. NCBI's taxonomy places the organism in Eukaryota, Metazoa, Arthropoda, Insecta, Diptera, Drosophilidae. The coding region runs from base 1 to 480 and encodes 159 amino acids. The transcript has 4 exons.